Drosophila serrata is the source of this 2484-nucleotide messenger RNA. Its product is annotated as prominin-like protein. Gene Ontology annotation, cellular component: membrane. Lineage: Eukaryota; Metazoa; Arthropoda; Insecta; Diptera; Drosophilidae. The record is from RefSeq and is a predicted model, not a curated record.
GUAAUAUCUGAUUUUUAAAUCAAAUUCGUUAAGAGAAAAAUUUGAAAUGAUUAACAACAGUAACAUGAAUGAUAUCAUGGAACUUGCAUUCCCCCCUAGGUUGGAAUUACCCAUGUUUAAGAAGGAGGAGCCCGAUAAGUCUGAAACUUCAGGAGAAGAAGCCGAACUGAAGUACCCCGAUGAAGAUUACCUCUAUAUUCCACUCUACUCCGUCCCAAAUGCUGUCACAGAGGCCUUGGUGGGCAAAUCCCCAGCGCCCGAUGAGUACAAAGCGGAAAAAGAUAUUGGAGCCAAGGCGGUAAGUGAUGAUUGGAAGGAUUAUCUGGCCUCGCAGAAGCUGCUGAAGAUACUGAUCCUCCUGCUGUUGCUUCUCUUUAUACUGGUGCCUCUCGUGGGGCUUCUGUGUGCCUUCUGUUGUAGGCGAUGCAGGAGGCGCAAGGGAUUCUGCCCGAUAGUGCGCUAUUGUUGUACCAUCUUCCUGAUCAUUGCCGGAGUCCUUAUGCUUUUAUCUCUCCUCUUUGCUAUAAUGGCCACCGUUCAGUUGAACACGAGCCUGAAGAAAUCUGGGGACUGUUUCUCUCAGUCCCAAUCCGGCAAGUCGAGCGAGAAUAUAAUCUUCGAUUCUAAAUCCGAGUACACGCGCCGUGUGCAUGAGACCAACUAUAAUCAGUUCCAGAAGAGGAUCGAAGCCCAGUCCGUUGCCACUGGAGCGGUGAUCCGUGCCCAGGCCUUGAGGAAUCUGACAGAGGUUCUAAAGGGCAUGCAAGGAGCAAAGCCGCUUCUGGAGGAGCUCAGGGAUGAGCUGCCCAUAGCCAAAGGCUUGGCCAGCAGGUUUCGAAAUGCGUUGAGUGCUGUCAAGCAGAAUCUCAAGGUAUUCCUUACCUCGCAGUGCAGCCACCAGGAGUGCGGAGAUUUCUUCAGAGAUAAUAAAAUCACUAUGCUAGACGAGGGAUGUCUGCACUAUGAAAAGCUUCCCCCAACGGAGGACUUUACCAAAUCCAUUGAAAAGUAUCUGGCCAGUAACUUUGUCAACUAUCCGCUACUUGCUGCCCAGCGAAUUGCCAAGGUGAUCAGGAAUCCCAUGGAUAACCUGGUGGUUAAAAAGGAUCUCCAUAAAGGCACCAAAAAGGUGCCGUUGAUUGGACUCCGAUUAAACGAGAACCAAACUAUGAGGGAGGAUAAGCCAAAGGACUCUAAUUCUUCUCCCGCAGCUGCUCUGAAGGGAAAGAUGGGACGGACGUGGUAUAGAACCACGCUGGGAUGGCUUAUUCUACUCCUUUUUUUGCCCAUCCUCCUGCUUAUUGGUGUCCUGGUGACUCUGUUCAGUUGUAGGCAUGCCAGAAGGAUGCUCUGUGCAUUCAUGAUUGCUGCCAUAAUACUCUUCGCGUUGAACAUUAUCCUGUUGCUUUUCUUUCUGGUCCACGGAGCCUUGGCCCAUCAAAUUUUCUGUUCUGGAAAAUCUGGAGGGUCAAAAAUGUUUUUUGAUCCACUUGAUUAUCUACCCGAGUUAAGAUCUGGAGAUCCUUUGCAGCGGUGCGCCCGCAAUGAGAGCUUGUACAGAGUCUUGGCUCAGAAGGAGCUCUAUGGGAAGAAAAAUGUCCGAGAAUCCCUGGAGAAAGUAAUGGUAGAUCCUAUGUUUGACAAUCUGGUUCCCCAGGCGGCGUUUGUAAACCGGGAACUCUUUGAGAGUAAUCUCUUUAGCUACAAUAGCUCACAUUUCACCCGACACAUGUGCCGGGAACUGGUGCCGGAACCCAGGCCGGGUCCUUUGCCAGCGCUAAUCGGUAGAUUGGAUAACCUGACCAGAAGUGUGGGUUCGUCCCCUUUCCUGCUCAACCAGACCAGUUACCUGCGAGCUGCCCAUAAGGAACUGGGGCAACCGCUGGCAGCGAUCGUCCAGCGACUGCUGGAUAAGCUAAAGAAGUUGGAUCACCUGCUAACCAGCGGUUAUGGGAGCUUUGCCAGAUACAUGAGUCGCGUUCUAGAGAAGAUCAAGCAGGUUGACCUAAGCGGCGAUGCCGGAAGUUAUUUCCUUGAUUCUGGUCUGGAUAAUAGCACCAGGAAUGCGUUGGAGAGCUGUGCUCCACAAACUCGACAGUAUAAAUUAGAUAUGGAUAGGAAUGUUCAGUUUGAGGAUUACUGUAAGAGGAUUGCCAAUCCAAUGAAUGCCAUUUGGUUCUGGCUUCUACUCUUCACCCUGCUGCUGCUGCCCGCCCUUUGUUGCAGUAAUUAUUUGCGACGUCGCUUGCGAUGUUGCAGGCAUGCAUCGCAGGAUACGCUGGUGUCCUGCUGCGGUGACAACUUUGUGGCCCACAGUGCUUUGCCAUUGGAAUUGGAAUCACACUGCAGAUGCUAUAGAUAUCUGCCAGUGUGUUCGGAAACGAAUUGUGAUCAAAUGCUAGUAAACAACUGUUGUGAGCAUCAUUGCUGACGAUUAAGUAACUAAGAGAAGUAUUUAUAAAUAAAAAUAUACUUGAAAUGGAU